Molecule: messenger RNA, 363 nt
Organism: Ascoidea rubescens DSM 1968
Lineage: Eukaryota; Fungi; Ascomycota; Saccharomycetes; Ascoideales; Ascoideaceae
Gene: NAF1
Product: RNA-binding snoRNP assembly protein
Exons: 1
Biological process (GO): box H/ACA snoRNP assembly; ribosome biogenesis; pseudouridine synthesis
Cellular component (GO): sno(s)RNA-containing ribonucleoprotein complex
Molecular function (GO): RNA binding
Source: RefSeq, a predicted model, not a curated record
CCAAUAAAAUCAAGACAUGAGUUGACUGAAGUUCCAGUUGAAAUACCUAAUACAAGUAUUGAUUUGAAAGGGCCGAUUGAGUAUAUUGGAAGAAUAACAUCAAUUAUAGAUCAAAAUUUUAUUAUAAAAUACAACAAUUCAGGUGAAUAUCGAAUUUUAAAAGAAAACUCUAUUCUUUGUUUUGAAGACCGGAAAAUUUUAGGGCCUUUGUUUGAGGUGUUUGGAUCAGUGUAUCAACCAUUCUUUAGAGUUAUUAUUCCAAAUGAUGAAAAUGGUAAGACAAUGCUAAAAGAAAGAAAAAUCGGUGAUAAGAUAUUUUAUGAUGUUGCAAAUACUGAUUUUGUAUUUACUCAAGAAAUUAAA